Messenger RNA from Rhagoletis pomonella (apple maggot), 886 nucleotides. Its product is annotated as kelch-like protein diablo. Gene Ontology annotation, molecular function: protein binding. Lineage: Eukaryota; Metazoa; Arthropoda; Insecta; Diptera; Tephritidae. The record is from RefSeq and is a predicted model, not a curated record.
UGGUUUGAGCUUCGAAAGUUCAUUUGUUUUACUUCAAACGAUGACUAGCGCUUUCACUGUUUCUGUAUGAGUUUCAUUCCAGGUUAACAAGGACAAUGAAAUAUUUGGCCUGAACGCGUCACAAUGGAAGGUAAUCAUAGCAAAAGUAGACGCCAAUAAAGUUACGCAGGAAGACCUCUUUUCGGCUAUAAUGCGCUGGUACAAAUACAAUGCCGGCGUGCGACAACAAAACUUACCCGAUAUGAUUGGUUCGCUAAGGCUAGACGAAUUCGAGACGGAAUUUAUUGAGAAGCAAAUUAAACCAUUACCUGGCUGUGAGCGCCUGGCCAUGGAAGCGAUUAAGAAACGUGGAGAUUCCAUCUCUUGGCUAGCUGUACAAAAUUUCGGAGAAGAUUGGUUGGGUGUCAAGGAUAUAUUACGUUUCAACCAAGCUAAGGAAAUAUGGGAGAAAGCUACCAGAUUGGAAAUAAAAAGAUAUGGCUUUGAUACAGCUUUCAUUGAAAAUUGCUUCAUUUUCAUUGGUGGUCGUAGUAUUAAUGGACCCAGUAAAGACGUUGUCAGCUAUAAUUUGCUAACUAAAGAAUGGACUACACUAUCAUCAAUGCAAGAACAUCGUAGUAGUGUUUGUGUUGUCGUUUUGAAUAAGUACAUCUAUGCAAUUAGUGGAAAAAAUAAAAGAGGCGAUGCAUUAACUAGUGUAGAAAGAUUCGAUUGGUCAACUGGUAGAUGGCAAUAUGUGGCUAAUAUGCCACGUUUUGCUGAAGCUGCUACAGUUUUAAAUGGCGACAUAUAUGCAUUUGGCGAUAUAGACGUUGCACGCUAUAAUUCAGCUACCAACAGAUGGGAGCAACGCAGGUCAAUGUUGGAUAGACGCUACUCACCAGCU